Messenger RNA from Effrenium voratum, 1014 nucleotides. Lineage: Eukaryota; Dinophyceae; Suessiales; Symbiodiniaceae. The record is from the annotation of a GenBank genome assembly.
AUGCACACUGUGACCGUGCAGUGCGAGAGUGCGGAUUCUUCGCACACAUUGGAGCAGUUCUGGUCAUUUCUACUGGCUGCCACUCCUGCUGGCUGCCGCUCCUUGCAGCCAGUUGCUCAAAGUCCCCAAGUAAAGCGGCCUCAAACUCUUCUCGCAAUGGCGAUCCCGGUCACUUUGCACAUCUACCAUGUGUCCACCGACUCUCGUGUCGGAGCAGUGAACGAGUACCUGGAGGCGAUGGGAACUGGAGCAUUCCAUGCAGGAGUCGAAGUGAAUGGCAAGGAAUGGAGCUAUGGCUACUCACCCGAUGGAUCGGGUGUCUUCAGUUGCUCACCCAAGGGCUGCAAGGCCCAUGUCUACAAGGACUCAUUGGAAAUGGGCGAAUGUCAGAAGUCUUCGGCAGAGAUUGAAGCUAUCAUCCAGGAGAUGGAGGGUGAUUGGCCGGGUUUUGACUACGACCUGUUGCGGAAGAACUGCUGCCUCUUCAGCAAAGCGUUGGUGGAGAAGCUGGGGGUGGGCCCUGUGCCCAGCUGGGUGACGAAUCUGGCAGCUGCCGGCGCCACCCUCCACGACGGCAUCCUGAAGGGGAAGGAGAUUGCAGACAAGGCGGCGAUCAUGGCCAAGGCCAAGGCCGGCGAGAUCGACGAGAAGUACAAUAUCAGCGGCACGGUAAGUGCGGCUGGCAAGGAAGUCCUGAUGGCUGCCGGAAGGUUUGAUGAGCAGUACAAAGUGAGAGAGAGGACGUUCGCAGCUGCAGUUGCCGUGCAGGCAAAGGCCGGUGAGAUGACAGAGGCCGCGAAGGCAAAGGCAGCAGAAAUGCACAAGGAGAUGGACAAAGACGGGGAUGGGCAGGUGAGUCUUGAGGAGAUGAGAGCGUACCUGAAGGCACAUGCCAACAAGGCGCACGCCGCAGUGGACAAGGAUGGGGACGGAAAGAUCACUUUCGAUGAAGCGAAGAGUUUUGCGACUGAGCGAGCCGGACAGUGCGGAUGUGAAGCUUGCACUGUGCAAUGA